Molecule: messenger RNA, 1491 nt
Organism: Malania oleifera
Lineage: Eukaryota; Viridiplantae; Streptophyta; Magnoliopsida; Santalales; Ximeniaceae
Exons: 2
Coding region: 299-1111 (270 amino acids)
Source: RefSeq, a predicted model, not a curated record
GCCCCUCAUCUACGGUGGACUAGAGAGAGAGAGAGAGAGAGAGGACUCUGUGGGGAUUGGUCUUUGUAGCCUUUUGGCCUCUUGUGGAUUUUGUCCAGCCCCUUGCAGAAAAGCAACAGAAACUAAAAAAAAACAGUAGGAACUACUAGCUCCCCUAGUUGCUUAUAAGAGCUAGAAGGUUACUCAUAAACCCACCUCCCUCCCCUUUUUCUCUUUUCCCUUCUUACCCUCUCUCUCUCUCUCUCUCUCUCUCUCUGGUUUGCGAGAGUAAGAAUUAGGUGCAGUCCACUGCAAAAGCAUGGACACCCAACGCAACUCUCUGCUCAGUUGGGCUUACUACUGCCAAGGCAAGAGCAUGGAUGACCUAAAGCAUUCUCUUCUGUGCACAACCCUAGAGCUGGAAUCCACGAGGCUAGCCGCUCAAGAGGAGCUCAGAAGGAGAGAGGACCAAUUAACCCAUCUCAAAGACCUCCUCACCAGAGCCAUCCGAGAGAGAGAUGAAGCACACGACAAAUGCCAGAAACUUCUCUACGAAAAAAUCAUUCUUCAACAACAACACCACCACAACCAGCACCAACAGAACGCCCCACUAUCUGGAAUUUCCAGCAUUGAAGAUGAACCUAGAAGGGGAAUAGACUCCAACAAUGGCUUCUCCUCCUCAGAUUGCGAAGAAAGCAUCGUUUCCUCUCCGGUCAUGGACCCAAUUGCGCCACUGAAGCUAGCGGCGGUGGCAGCGGCGCCUCCACCCCCUCAUCCUCCCCACUCUGUUCCGGAUUCGGCACUAGAACUGGUGCCGGAGAAGCCAUUGCCGGAAAAGGGAAAACUUUUGCAGGCAGUCAUGAAAGCGGGUCCUCUCCUGCAGACCCUUUUACUCGCGGGGCCGCUUCCUCAGUGGAGACACCCACCACCGCCAAUUGACACAUUUGAGAUCCCACCGGUGGCCAUCCCAUCGCCGCCGCCGCCGCCGCAGCUCCUCCACCACGAUCCUUUAAUCAACAUCAAUGCUUCCAACAUCGCCACCAGCUGUGGCAGAGUGAACAGGAAAAGGGCUUUCUGCGAAGGGUCUGAUUCCUCCCCGGAGACCAAGUUCCCGAGGGUGGUUCUCCAUUGACAACUACAGCUACAUAGUAACUUAUAUAUAGUUCCUACUUAUAUCUACGAUUCUGUACUGUUAGUGGGGAUGAAAUUGGAAGAUGGGUUGUUCAACUGAUCAAGAUUUUAAGCUUUUUGUACAGAGUUUUUGGUCUAGAAAGGGUCUCAACUUAACCAAGUAGAGAGUGUGUGUGUGAGAAAGAGAGGAAGAGGGGGAGUUCAAACUGGUUUUAGUCUUUUGCUUUUUGGCAAGUGUUGGUGAUGGAGAAUGGAGAUUUUGUCUCCGUCUUCACGUUUCAAUUUUCCUCCCUGAUCUGAAAAAGGGGCUGAUUUCUCCAAUGAUCUGGUGGGUUGUAACAUGUAAUUUUCUGAACUUCUUAAGUUAAUUGGUUGUGGGUG